Molecule: messenger RNA, 4232 nt
Organism: Syngnathus typhle (broad-nosed pipefish)
Lineage: Eukaryota; Metazoa; Chordata; Actinopteri; Syngnathiformes; Syngnathidae
Gene: gnsa
Product: glucosamine (N-acetyl)-6-sulfatase a
Exons: 13
Coding region: 166-1854 (562 amino acids)
Biological process (GO): glycosaminoglycan metabolic process
Molecular function (GO): glycosaminoglycan binding; N-acetylglucosamine-6-sulfatase activity
Source: RefSeq, a predicted model, not a curated record
AUCGCGGCUUCCGUAGCCACGCACCGCGUGACCAGUAAACGCGGAAGUGAAAGGCCGAAGUAAACAUUCAUGUAGCUGACUUGCUCGCGCACUUCUCUUCAACAGAGGAAGUCGUCGGAGCUGUGUCCCACUCCGUGCCGCGUGACUUGACGGCCAAUCGUCAAGAUGGACAAAGCGAAAAUGUCGCGUUCAUGGUUCAAGUCUCUCCUCGUCUGCGUCACUCUCGUAAGCAGCCAGAUCGGCGACAACGGGGCUUUGGCCAAAUCGAACAGGAGACCGAACAUCGUUCUGAUCCUCACCGACGACUUGGACAUCGCCAUGGGGGGCAUGACUCCACUCAACAAGACCAAGAAACUCAUCGGUGACGCGGGCAUCUCCUUCACCAAUGCAUUUGUGGCCAGUCCGCUGUGCUGCCCCAGCCGCGCCAGCAUCCUGACGGGCAAAUACCCGCACAACCACCACGUCAGCAACAACACGCUGGAGGGCAAUUGCAGCAGCGUGGCCUGGCAGAAGAGUCAGGAGGCGCACACCUUUCCCGCGCUGCUCAAGAACCUGGCCAGUUACCAGACCUUCUUCGCCGGGAAGUACCUCAACCAGUACGGCCACACGGAGGCUGGCGGAGUGGAGCACGUUCCUCUCGGCUGGAGCUACUGGGUGGGACUGGAGAAGAAUUCAAAGUACUACAACUACACGCUGUCGGUGAACGGCAAAGCUCAGAAGCACGGGGCCGACUACAGCAAAGAUUACCUGACGGACGUGCUGGCCAACGCGUCGUUGAACUUCCUGCAGUCCAAAUCCAGCUCCCAGCCCUUCUUCAUGAUGGUGUCCACGCCGGCCCCCCACUCGCCGUGGACGGCGGCCCCUCAGUACAGGGACCGUUUCAACACUACCAAGGCGCCCCGAGACCCAAAUUUCAACGUCCACGGCAAGGACAAACACUGGCUGAUCCGGCAGGCCAAGACGCCCAUGAGCAACUCGUCCGUCGCCUUUCUGGACGACGCCUUCAAAAAACGGUGGCGCACCUUGCUGUCCGUGGACGACCUGGUGGAGAAGAUUGUGAGCAGCCUGGAGGCCAGAGGGGAACUGGACAACACCUACGUCUUCUUCACGUCGGACAACGGAUACCACACUGGUCAGUUUUCUCUACCUCUGGACAAGCGGCAGCUGUACGAGUUUGACAUCCGCGUUCCUCUCAUGGUGCGAGGACCAAACAUAAAGGCCGGCCAGAGCAGCCAGUUUCUGGUGGCCAAUGUGGACCUGGGGCCCACCAUGCUGGACCUGGCGGGAAUCAACGUCAGCAAGACGGAGAUGGACGGCGCCUCCUUCCUGCCCGUCCUGGUGAGCCGCCAUCUCGUCGCCACUGUUGAGGCUUUCAAUGACCGCCGUGGCUUUCAGGAGGGCAAGGUCAACGGCAGCUCGUGGAGGAGCGACAUCCUGGUGGAGUACGAAGGAGAAGGACGCAACGUCUCCGACCCCGCCUGCCCCCUGCUGGGCCCCGGCGUGUCGGAGUGCUUCCCAGACUGCGUGUGCGAGGACUCGUACAACAACACGUACGCCUGCGUGCGCACCGUGGCGCCCUCGGCCAACCUGCAGUACUGCGAGUUCGACGACGACGAGGUGUUUGUGGAGGUCUACAACUUGACGGGGGACCCCUUCCAGCUCAGCAACAUCGCCAAGACCAUCGACCAGGAGGUCCUGGAGAAGAUGAACCAUCGGCUGAUGAUGCUGCAGUCGUGCGCGGGGCGGACCUGCCGCACGCCCGGCGUCUACGACGCUCGCUUCAAAUUUGAGCCCCGCCGGAUGUUCAGCGGCCGCACGUGGAAGCAGAGCAGACUGCGGCAGAAGAUCAAGUGAAAAGGACGCAGGAUUCCCCCCCCCACGCCGCCCCCCCCCCCUUCUUGUUGCCUUGUUUGGGAGUUGUAUUCACACACAAUUUGUCGCGUUGUUCACGAAAGAAAAGUUCACUAUUUGAACUUGAAGGAGCCCAAAGAUUUGAAUUCUGUUGAACGGAGCCAAGAGACUCUCUUUCUCAUUUUGCUACUGAUUUUUCUUGUUGAAAGUUUUAUUCUGAAAGACUGAUGCAAUGCACGUUCUUAAACUUUUGGGGUCCAGGACGAGAUUUUCCUCAUCAUCCUUUUGCCAAUUAAGCAGAAGCCGUACAUGCCAGAGGAAUUUGAAAAUCACAAAUUGUCCAUCCAAUUUAUUUUAUAUCAAAAGUAGCGAGAACACGCCUUCCGUUUAUACUAAAAACACCAAGGAACAUUUAUUUGUAAUCUUUUGAGAAAGUUGCUUAUUUGAUAGAAAAAAAGGUUGUCACACUUGCACAUUAUUUGUUGUCAUGCUAUGAGAAAGUGGCAUUUUUCUCUCUCCGCUAUAUAAGAAAAAAGUAUUUUCUGGAUAAAAGCCGUUUGAAAAAUAAAAAUACAAAUAGUCAUCUUACUAGAAUAGUCCUAAUUUUUAUAUGAAAGUAGGAAAAAAGGAAAAAAAAAAAGCCUUAAAAAAAUAUUUUUUUCUUCCAAUAUUCAUGUCAUCUUUUAACUGUCAAUCACUAAGUUUGUGGACCCCAGUUUGAGAAGCGCAGACAACGGAACAAAACUUUCCCGACUGUGAAAUCUUUCUUUUGAUCGAAUGUUUGCUGUUGACAUUAACUGCACUUUUUCUCGUCGUGCUUUUGUGCAAAUAAAAUGGAUUUCAUCUGUGAAAACGUUGCCUCGUUUGCGUUGACCCGUAUGAAAGGAGAAAGACAGUUCGCACUUACGGUCGUCGGCAGCAGUCGUUGGUUCUGCUGCGUGGAGCUUCUACGGCCGCUCUUCAGGAGCGUCUUGGUGUGCUGGGAGAGAACUCACACCUGCACACGGGUUACCUUCUCAAACAAACACUCUGAGAUUACAAUGAACUUUUAUUAUAAAGGUUACUUUGAAUAGCUGCACAGUUCUUUCUCUCUGCUGCGGAAAGAGACCAUUACAACAAAAAUACAACCAUUUCCUUCCAUCUCCACUUGCUAUUAAACAACAGAAAGGCACUGCUGAGGUUUUCUGGACUACUCGCUUCAAUAUGGCUUCAAGGCUUGGAAAUCGGCAACCGAUUAACGUCCAUUCGAAUGAGGACGACUAACAUCGUCUCAAACAUCCAGUUUGAAAACAUUAAGACCGUGCAUCAACCAGCCUUUGGAUAACAUGUUGCCAUAGUAACACAUCAUGCACAUACAUGAGGCUAACAUGACUGAUUCAGUGUAUACUCUCAAAAUAGGAAAGCCAAAAAAAAAAAGCCAAGAUCAAGUACAAAAAUCAUCAUUAACCCGUCAUCCCUGAAUUGAAGUCAUUUAAAGUGCCCCUAAAAAAUAAAGACAAGCCUUUAAGUUGAUACAACUGAGCAACAGCUUACAACAAGUGAUACGUGUCUUCACGGAUACGUUCUAAUUAAGCACGGAAGCAUACAAAGGCCCAAGACAAAUUUCAUUUGAAUUAACGUUACAUCAUUGAAGAAAAUCGCCAAAAUGCCCUAUUUUGUUUGCAUUUUCUAACUAGUUCAAAUAAUGCCCUCUUUAGUUUUGCUUCUGAACAUUCCAUGCUUCCGUGUAAAGCCAGUGUUUAUUAGACCUAAAAAUCAUUUAAAUAAACCUCUACUCGAUAUAUUCUGCAUCUACUUUUUCUUUUUGCACCAGGCAACACCACAAAUUUAUCUUUGGUUAUAUCGCCCGAGAAUAUGAAAAAUACAAAUAGGAGACUCAAGUUGGAUAGUAGUUGCGGCUUUUGUCCACUAGAAGGUGCUGUUUGACUAGACAUUAUGCUGUCACGGAAUUGGGUGGCGUGUACUAAAAGAUUUUUUCGUAACAAAUCAUUUGCCUCCUCGUGCUCAUGUAUGAAAAUUUCCGGAUGAAUCCAAAAUGAAAAAAAGUAAAAGAUUGGAGCACAUUUUAGGUUCAAACUACGAGUAUUUGAGUGAAUUUUGUGACAAAUGUUUCUUUCCUGUUCACCACAAUUCCCCAUCCUCCUGGUCACUUGAAAGCACCCAACGCUCGCUUGCCAGACGGCGCUCCCAAACGCUAUGGGCCCGCCUCAGUCUCUUUUUCGUUCCUCUACUUGGUUACAUUUCUAUUCGACUUCCUCUUCUUUGCAUGCUUUACUUCCGAAAGCGCUCCAGCCGGCGACUCCAACUUUCUCAUCUUCCUAGCGUAACUUCCUUGUGUUUUUCUUCGCUUGUCUGCAUUGUGAUUGUUUUGCCGCUCAACU